CUGCGAGCCGAGCGCAGGUUUAUCGAUUGGGAACAAAUCCACGUUUCUUUUAACACCGUUCUACGGAGAAGCCACGAGAUGAAAUUGCGGCUCUUUGAUUGCCAGAAUUAGCUGAGCAACAUGCGUGAGAAACGGGACCAGUCAGUGACCAUGUAACGGUGCCAGCGAAAGGGGUGAAGUCUGGCCGCACCCGGGAGAUUUUAAACGUCUCAGAAGACCCAACCAGAUCAAGUUACAGUGAAGAUGAAGGUUCUUUCAUUCUGUCCUAGCUCUGCAGUGAGCACCUCUCUGCCUGGUUUGAUCAUUUUCUUCAUUAUUUAUCACAUUCACAAGUUGGAAUCAGCCCAGUUCAGAGUGAUGGGUCCUGGUCACCCUGUCACUGCCAUUGUGGGUGAGGCCAUUGUGUUACCCUGUCACGUGUCCCCCAGGAUGAGCGCUGUGAACAUGGAGGUGAGAUGGUUCCGAUCAGAGUUCACUUCAGUUGUUCACCAGUAUCAUGAAGGAAAGGAUCAGUAUGGAGAACAGAUGCCAGACUAUCAUGGAAGGACAGAGCUUUUGAAAGCUGGCAUCAUGGAUGGGAAUAUUUCCUUGCAGAUUCUUAAUAUCAGACCCUCAGAUGAAGGACAAUACAACUGUUUUGUUCAAGAUGGUUCUUUUUAUGAAGAAGCCCUAUUGGAACUGAAGAUAGCAGCUUUGGGCUCCAAUCCUCUCAUCUCUGUGGAGAGCCACCAGGAUGGAGGGAUCCGGGUGGUUUGUCAGUCGGCUGGGUGGUACCCAGAGCCCAAGGUGCUAUGGAAAGAUCGCAGUGGGCAAGAAUUACCAUCACUCUCUGAAGCAAAAUCCCUAGGGGAUAGUGGCCUUUUUGAAACAGAAAAUUCUAUUAUUAUAAAAGAACAUUCAAACCAGAACCUGUCCUGUUGGAUCAGGAACACCUUUCUCAAUCAAGAAAAGGAAUCAACCGUUUAUAUAGCAGAUUUCUUUUUCCCGAGGGCGAAUCCAUGGAUCGUGGCUCUGAGUGUGAUUCUCCCAGUUUUCUUUGUUUGUUUCCUUGGCCUCACUCUUUAUCUAUUUAAAAUAAAAGGGAAACAUCUUGGAGAAAUCAGGAAACGUGAUACAGAAAUCGGGAAACAUCUUGGAGAAAUCAGGAAACGUGAUACAGAAAUCGACUGGAGAAGAAACAUCGUCUGCCCAGGGCUGGGAAGUUCUGCGCCACCUGUACAAGAAGCAAAUGUGACUCUGAAUCCAGAAACGGCUCAUCCCGAACUCGUCCUAUCUGAGGAUGGGAAAAGUGUGAGACGGGAAGACACACAGCAGGAUCUGACUGACAGCCCUGACAGAUUUGACUUUUGGGCCUGUGUGCUGGGUUGUGAGGGAUUCACCUCGGGGAGCCAUUGCUGGGAGGUGGUAGGGGGUAAAGGAUGCUGGGCUGUGGGGGUGGCCAGAGAGUCUGUGAGGAGGAAGGGAUGUACCAGCCUUAGCCCUGAGGGGGGGAUCUGGGCUGUGGAGCGGUGGGGGGGUCAGUUCCAGGCUCUCACUGACCCUGUGACCCCCCUGCCCCUGAGCCGGGCCCCCAGCAGGAUCCGGGUUUGUCUGGACUGUGACCGGGGGCAGGUGACAUUUAUCGAUGCUGGUGACGAGGCCCCAAUCUUCACUUUCCCGCCGGGCUCCGUCCGUGGGGGGAGGAUCCGACCCUGGCUCUGGGUGUGGUGGGGAUCCCAGCUCAGACUGUGUCCCUGAGAGACACAGCAGAGGGGGGAACCAGAAAUCUGCCUUUCUAGCUUCAUGGACCCCAGUGUCUAUGACAUUGGCGGACUCCCGUCUACCUACACAGCCCCUGGUACCUCAUCUCUAUGGCCCCUGGAAACUCCUCCCCAUCCCUGCAGCCCCAGAGAUGGGAGGGGGAGGGGGAAGAACCCUUGGGGCUGCAUAAAGAGCAGAGGGGCCAUGUGG
Messenger RNA from Mauremys mutica (yellowpond turtle), 1950 nucleotides. RefSeq names its product butyrophilin subfamily 1 member A1-like. Gene Ontology annotation, molecular function: protein binding. The record is from RefSeq and is a predicted model, not a curated record. The transcript is spliced from 12 exons. The coding region runs from base 244 to 1737 and encodes 497 amino acids. Lineage: Eukaryota; Metazoa; Chordata; Testudines; Geoemydidae.